AUGUUUGGAUCAAUCAACAAUGGUGUCAAUAACAGACAACAACAACAACAACAACAGAAUAAGAAGGGAUUCACAAACUUCAAAUGGGCCAAUAAUGGAGACCUACUGACCUUCCCAUCGACUCACUCCAAGCAAUCAUCACGCACAUCAAACAAGGAUGCUGACGCAGCCACAGUAACCAUCGACAAGGUUGCCAUAUUGAGUGGCAUGCGCAAGUUCUAUAAUGAGAUAUACUCUCAUUUCUAUACACUUCAAACUCUGGUUAAUGAGUCAUCUCGGUCAUGUAGCCCAGAUGAAAGAGUGCGUGAGAUCGCUGCGAUUAGCAAUAGAUAUCAAUCAGUAUUAUUGUCGACACGUGAACAACUACAGCGAUCAUUGGACAAUGCCUCAUAUCUUGACUUUGACGACGAAGACAACAAUGCCCAUCCAUUCGAUCAACAACUAAUACAACGCGAAAAGUCAAGGAUAGAGGAUAUUAUGAGACAGUCAAAGGCAUCGAAUGUACAAUUGUUAGUGUUUUGUGGCAGCGUUCAUUCGAUCUACCCAUUGCUCUGUGCAAAGUUGUCGAGGGAGCAGCGUGUGAACUGCAGGCUGAUCGCCAGAGAGUCCAACACACCGAUGGGUCCAGAGAUUAAGCGAUCACUGGAGCACAUCCAAGAUAUGUUGACCGUGCUCGACAAGCAAAAGUACGCCCAAAGACUUCAAUACAUCGACAGCGAGUUUGGACAGCACCUGGACAACCUGACCUUUGUCGAGUGCGACUCUCUGUACCAACGCUAUAAAGGCGAGUGCGAGAACCUUCAAGUACUAUCGAUCAUUUGGAAGAUCACACAUCUGUUCUACUUCUCAUCGACUAUCUCACCAUACCAGCUGUUGGACUGCCUGCAGAUACAGCGCCAGAGACUGCUGGCCAGACAGUCGACCAUGACAGAGAGUAGCGCACUCGAGUCAGACGAGGGCUUUGACUAUAUCAAUGAGCUGCUCGUCACUGGAUGCAUCAAGGAGGCCAUUUACAUGCUCAACCUUCACUCGCGUCUGCCCAAGUCGUCCAUGUCCGUGCGCAUGUCCACGAUGCGCAAGUCACCCAUUGGCAGCAUCAUCGAGCUGUUGCAGCGCAUGCCAAUCCUGCAUCGUCUACAAUCACACAACGCAGCCAACGAGUAUCUUUCGCUGUGGGCAAGAUGGUAUCAGGAGGCGGAGGACCUGCGCAUGGCCUACCAUGGCACAGUGGACCAACACCUGCAGGCCAUCCUGGAUAUCAUCGCGGGCAAUGAAGCCACCGUGCAAAAGUACUCGAGCGGCGAUUUCCUCACAUCGGUCGUGGCCAACAUCCUGUUUGUCGAGCAUCAGAGCUCGAUCGCCCAGAUCAGACAGCUCUUCCUGCGCUGCUACCAACGUCUGGACACGCGCUCCACAGUCGAUCGCAUCAUGCUCUCGUUUGCCACGUCCGACCUGGAGAAGGCGCUGAAGCGCACAAGCAAGCACUUCCCGACGUGGACUGUGGCGCACAUCACCGACCUGCUCUACCACCAUCCCUACGUGCUCAAGAAGCACUACACAGAGUCGUCGCCACUGGACAACAUCAGAGAUGGACUGUUUGUUGACUAUGCCCAAUUCCUCUCAUCUCAGCCAUCUCUAGUCGAGGUUGCCUGUGGAUAUCUCCAGCACACCAAGGCUGGCAGUCUAAUCAUUGAUCAAAUCAUCCAGCACCAACAGAUCACCUCUGAGAGGCAAGCACUCAAACUUCUUCGUCUAUGUCAGUCCGAUGAGUCUGAGAGAUAUAUCUUUAGAAUGUUGUCCUUGAAGGACUUUGAGAAUGAGAGAUAUGCAUCAGCACUUGGAUGGCUGUUGAAGGGAAAGGACACAGCUAGGAUCACUCAGAUGGUCAACUACUUGUUGACUGAGAAGUUGGACUCCAACUUACUGGAUGACCUUCAAUCAUUAAUGGAAGCCAAUCCAACUGAUGUUGAACUCUACAAAGAAUUGGACUUCCUCAUCAAGUACAAAGAGUUGAUUACAUUGUGGAAGAACAAGAACUUUGAAGACUAUUCCAAGUGUCUAUGUGGUAUGCUCAGAGACAGAGUUGUACCAAAGCCAUUCUGGAUGCGAAUGCUGUUGGAUGUUGUGCCAAUGCUCGAGAGUGACAAGAAGGUGUACUUUAACAUGGACGACACGGUACUGAUGUUGAAUUGUCUGGAGGAGAUAUGCUCACCACAUCUGAUGGAUCAAUAUCUCGAUGGUGUCUCUGAUCAGGAGUUACAAACACUUCGUCUGGCACUUGCAAGGAAUGCUUCCAAAGCAUUGAUGAUGUCAACCUCAUCAUCAUCAAUCAAUCAAAUUCAAUCAGAUCAAUCAUCCAACAUGAUGAUGAUUUCAAUGACCCUUACCCUUACCCUUACCCUCGCCCUUGCCCUUGCCUUUGCCCUUGCCCAUUUGCACAUUGAAGUGGUAGUAACGUUUUUGAAUGAACUUUCAAUUUAA
This is a messenger RNA of Acytostelium subglobosum LB1, 2481 nucleotides long. RefSeq lists its product as hypothetical. The transcript is spliced from 7 exons. Gene Ontology annotation, biological process: protein import into nucleus; positive regulation of DNA-templated transcription; mRNA export from nucleus. Gene Ontology annotation, cellular component: nuclear pore outer ring. The coding region runs from base 1 to 2481 and encodes 826 amino acids. Gene Ontology annotation, molecular function: structural constituent of nuclear pore. NCBI's taxonomy places the organism in Eukaryota, Evosea, Eumycetozoa, Acytosteliales, Acytosteliaceae. The record is from RefSeq and is a predicted model, not a curated record.